This is a messenger RNA of Amphibalanus amphitrite, 1038 nucleotides long. Its product is annotated as trichohyalin-like. Bases 1 to 1038 code for a protein of 345 amino acids. The record is from RefSeq and is a predicted model, not a curated record. The transcript is spliced from 2 exons. NCBI's taxonomy places the organism in Eukaryota, Metazoa, Arthropoda, Thecostraca, Balanomorpha, Balanidae.
AUGUACAGUACCGCGAACUCGCCGCAGGGUGACCGCGACGGAGAGAUCGAAGACGAGGAGCAGCACUGCGAUGAGGAGGAGCAGCCAUCAGAGGGUCCGCCUCACCCACACCAGCAGAGGUGGCAGCUGAUUGAACAGCAACAUCAGGAGCGGUGGAAGGAGCAGGAACUACAACAUCAGCAGCUCUGGCAGGAACUGGAUAACCCAGGAAACGAAGAAAGAGUGAGGAUGGACAAAGAGCAUGAAGAGGAGCGUCUGGAUCUGGACCAGAAACACGGUAAGGAGUGGCAGAACCUGGACGAACGUCACUAUGAGGAGCGCAUUACGCUUCAUCAGCAGCACGGGGAGGACACCAGAUGCAUGCACGUGCGAGUCAAUGAGCAAGCACGAUCCAGGCUUCUGCGAUGGUUCCUGGAGUGGAAAGGACAUAGGAGGCUGAGUAAGAUGCAGCAACAGCUGAAGCAACUUUAUCGCUCCCACCAGCAGCAGUGCCAAGAGCUGGAGCAGAGACACCAGAGAGAGUCAUGGGAGCUAGAGCUCAGACACCUGAGAGAGUCACAAGAGCUGGAGGAGAGGCUCCCGAGCGUCCGGUCGGAGGAGUUGGAUCGGCUGCUGGAGGAGUGCAGCAGGAGACGUCAUCAGCUGAGACAGAAGUUAGAGAAACAGCUUCAGGAGCAGGAACAAGACGAUCAGCGGCAGAGCCUGCUGGCGCGUCAAAAGGAGAAGCGUGAACAGCUCCUUCGGCAGCACAAAGAGGACAACAGAUACCUUAACAUGCGGAUCGAUAUUCUUCCACGCAGAUACCACGGUCCGCAGGUACCACGGACAAGGCUUCUGCGACGGUUCCUGAAACGGAGAAGACAAUGGAAGCUGAAUAAGAUGCACAGAAAACAGCUGAAACGGCUUGAUCGCUCCCACCAGCAGCAGUGCGUAGAUCUCCAUCUGACACUGCUGGCGGAGUGGCUGGAGCUGGAGCAGAGACACCAGAGAGAGUCACGAGAGCUGGAGGAGGGACACCAGAACGAAGAAGGUGAGUGA